GCAAGCAGCAGCAAGAGAUUGCACUGCGCAUGCCCAAGGAAGGACACAUAACGCCGGAGGAUCUGGAGGGGACGCUGCAGUGUUGCCGCCGUCACCGGUGUCUGACUUGUACCACAGCUGCUGCAUGGACCGCGCAUCCGGUGCUUGGCUGCAGCAAUGGCUGGUAGAAGCCAUAAUAGGUAACUAAACAGGCCAUGCUUGAAGGAUGAGGUUUAAAAAUUUACUUCCCAACAACCUCUACACAACCUCAGUCUACAGGAGAAUAUCUAAUUUGUCUGCAAAAGAAUGGAGCGAGAGCAGAAUAUGAAAACAAAUGGUCUACUAGAGAAGGUUGAUCGAUCAGAACAGAGACCAGUAGCGGGAUGGUUUUUAUUGCUCACUGUGUGUGCAGUGGGCAUUGGGGGUACAUUCCAGUACGGGUACAACCUCUCCUUCAUCAAUGCCCCCACCAUGCAUAUCCAGAAAUUUGUGAAUGAAUCUUGGCUGGAGAACAGAGGAACACAGUUGGAAAGCUGGACAAUUACUCUCAUCUGGUCCAUAAUAGUGUCUGUGUACCCCCUGGGUGGUUUCAUAGGAGCACUAAUUGCAGGUCCCAUGGCUGUCAGGCUGGGAAGAAAGAAGUCUCUGCUCAUCAAUAACCUGUUCGUAGUUCUCUCUGCAAUCCUUUGUGGGUUCAGCCGCUAUGCCAGUAGUUUUGAAAUGAUCAUAUUGGGGAGAGUAUUAUCCGGAGUGAAUUCAGGAGUGAGUAUGAAUAUCCAGCCUAUGUACCUUGGAGAAAGCGCCCCUAGGCAUCUACGUGGCACAGUAGCUCUGUCCUCUGCAGUCUUUACUGCCCUUGGAUUAGUGUUGGGCCAGGUCGUGGGACUCAGAGAGAUACUGGGCAGUGAGGAGUUUUGGCCUCUACUCCUUGCAAGCAAUGUGGUCCCUGCCAUCCUGCAACUUCUGUUUCUUCCUUGGCUUCCGGAGAGCCCUCGGUAUUUAUUAAUUGACUUGAACGACAAGGAUUCAUGUGUACAGGCAUUGCAGCGGCUGCGUGGGAAAUGCGAUUUUAGCAUUGAGUUGGAGGAGAUGAUGGCGGAGCAGGCAGCCAUGAAAGGCCAAAGCCCAAAGGGCCUGUUUGAUGUUGUCCGGGACCCAUGUCUGCGAAAGCAGCUUCUCAUUAUACUGGUGCUUAGCAGUGCCAUGCAGCUGUGUGGGAAUGACUCGAUGUAUUUCUAUGCAUCCUAUAUAUUUGCAGCAGCCGGCAUCCCAUAUGAGAAAAUUCAGUAUGUAGUUAUUGGCACAGGAAGCUGCGAGCUCCUCACUUCAAUCACAUCUACUAUGUUCAUCGACCGCAUUGGGCGCCGAGUGCUGGUUAUUGGAGGAUACAGCUUGAUGUCUGUGUGGGCUGUGGUUUUUAUGGUGGCUUUAUCUUAUCAGGCACAAGUCAGCUGGAUACCAUAUCUGAGCAUGGUCUGCAUUUUCUCCUAUAUCUUGAGCUUUGGCAUUGGCCCAGCUGGAGUUACUGGUUUAAUUCCAUCUGAGAUAUAUGACCAUAUGGCUCGCCCAGCUGCAUACAUGAUCUAUGGCUCCCUCAUGUGGAUUAUGCUCUUUGUGACGGGUCUGGCUUUUCCUUUCAUUGUGCAAGGACUCGGCCACUUCUGCUUUAUACCAUUUCUGAUAGUGUGUGUCAGUACUGCUCUGUAUGUUGGGUUCUUCCUCCCAGAGACCAAAGGAAAAAGUAUCUUAGAAAUUACAGAGGCAUUUACAAACCACAGAGCUAAACCACAUCAUGCGGAAAAUGGCUAUCGUGGACCUCAGGAAAUCCAAUCCACCUCUCUGUGACAGUGAGAGAAUAUUACCCAAGUCUUCUUUGUGCCUCGUAUGCAGUCUGCACUAUCAACCCAUACGACCCUACUUCUCUUCCUCAUAAACAACACUGGAUCCUCUCCAAAACCUAUCCAGACAUCCAUUUAAAGGACACCGAGGUACUAUGCAUUCAGAUUGAUAAUGGAUAAAUGACAAUCACAGCUCCAUGGCUUCAUCCAGGAUUCUACGCCAAGCUAAAAUUGCCUCAGCAGUGCCUCGAUUUAGUCUUCCUUUACCAAAAUGUGAAAGAGAAUUCUUAUGUGUCAGUAUUACCAAUAAUGCUGCUUCCACGUUUUCCUAGUUGGGGCGUGAGUUUUAUUACACGGUCACAUUAUUACACAUUAUUAUGACCACCAGCUAAUAGCCAGAGUAACCACUUCGGAGCCCCAUACACAGCAGGGAUUGCUAAACUGUCAUAUUAGACACACAUCUGGUAGAUCCCAGGUUCAUUUUGCUGGUGAGCUGCUCCAUUGUAGUGUGUCAGUUUGCCCUCACGCACCUUCGGAGCAGACAUUCACCUCUCACAGCAAUGACACGUGGUGCUCUGCAGUUUCCACGUUGGUUAAUCGCAAUGGUGCCAUUUGUCAAGUCACGAUACACCUUUACCACAGCAGCACACGAACAGUUCACAACCUGCGCUGUUUCAGAAAUACUGCCACCCUUUGCCCAAAAGCCGAUAAAUAUCUCUUUUUGCAACUCCGAUAAAUCGCCCCUUUUACCCAUGACAGCAGUGAGUGAUAUGUGUGUAGACGGCGUAUUGCACACCUUAUAUACCCACCAAGCCAGCGCACAACACGUGACGUACUUUAUUACUUUAUGGACUACACGCUGCCAACGUCAAAUGUAGGAGGUGGCCAUAAUAAUGUGACUCAACCGUGUAUUAUUUAUUGCCGAAUGCAACUUUGUAAUAUAUAAACUGUACUCUUCAUUGUGUCUGCUCGCCAAUGCAACAACCGAUUUGUAACCUAUCUCUGCAUGUCUUUCUUAAACCACAACAGAUUUUUCAUAAAGUUGGAUUUUUUUCUUUUAGCAAUGGGAUCAUUCAGAAUUGAAAAGUGUUUUUCUGAAUCUGUUUGUUUUUCUAAAUUGACAAAAGUGUGUUUAAGCAUCACAAAAUUUCAUGACAGAAUUGUAAUGUUCACAUAGUGUGUAGACACAUUUGGCAGGAUGUAAUGGCGAUCUCGGACACCAUUACAUCCCGCCUUUUUUAUCUUCCAAAUCCACAAAUACAAAUGAAUAAGCCUAAAAGUGUCAGUAAGUAAAUGGAAAAAAAGUGACUGUAAAAUGUAAUGGAGUGGUACUCCUUUACUCUAAAUAUGCAUCAAAUGAUUGUGAAGAAGUCUAAAAGACUGGAUAUCCAGUACUGGCGUGGCAGUCAUCAGUUUUGUACAUUUUGGUUGUGAUUCCGUUGUUUAUGAGGGACUAUGAAUAAAAUGCUUUCAAGAAGACCGACAGCGGAAUCUGGCUGACCAGAAUACUGACUGAUUGCGGUAUUUUCACCCUACCCCUUAUACUAACCCACCCCUCCCGCAGCUUAACCUUAACCUGCCCCCUCUGAACCUUAUUCAGAGAUGGACGCAGAUUGCUGCAUACGCAGCCACAUCUGCAUCCAUCUCGCCACAUGCUGGGGCCGCAAUGCACAGGGAAAGACUGCCCAGCAUGUGUAGCGAUGCCUCACAAUGUGUCCGCAAUUAAAUAGCGGACACACCCUGGCAGCACAGCCUGGCGACCCGCCACCAUUUUUUUUUAGCAGAGCGACUCUGUGUGACGUCACGCAGCCGCCUUGAAAAUUCUCCUGGAACGCCCCUUUUUUGCCCACCAGAUGCAGCUGCAAUGUGUAAGGUCAUGCAGGCGCGACGCGCCCACUGUGCAUGCACAGUUUGCCGAUGCUGGCAAACUGCGAUGCAACCCGCUGAUGCGGUCAACUCUGAAUAAGGUUCUCUAUCUCUAACCAUGCCUUCCACAGCCUAACCCUAGUCUCCCACCCCUACCCUCCGCAGCCUAACCCUAAACCUCUUUCCUAACUCCAACCCUAGUACUUACCUCCGGGAUCCUUCAGGAUUCUGACUGUGAGUCUUCUGACUGUAUGGAUCCCAAAUGAAUGUUCACCUCAUUCCUUUGUGAGGGUGUUAUACUGUACUGUAUGUCAUUUAGGGUUAAAAUGUAUUGAUGACGGGUCUGUGGUUGUACAGCCACAUAUCUCUAAAUGUAAUACAGUAUACUGUAUGAUCUCAUCGUAUCUGUAGCAGGCAUGUAAAGCAUACACACUGCAUUACAGAUAAGGAUAGAGUGUUUAUCUAGGUAAGCUGUUUAUGUCUUUUUAAUGCCCCUCAUUAUGUAUGUCUGUAGCUUUACUUAUAUCACACAGAUGUAUUUAGAGGCCAACAUGCAGAUGAGUCGCAUACAUUUAGCCUCAAUACGCCAUGCAGUGUAAGAUGUCUGGCACGAGUAAGCCGGCUGGUUCCGUGAAACUCUGUUAGCAUCUGGCGUCUUUUUUUUUUUGCCAAAAAUGCAUCUAAGUCACAACGUGAUGUGACUAGGAUGCACCAGGACAGUGUUAAUUAACUUGAUAUGUGACAGUUUUAUAUUGUGUGUAACUGAGUGGUAAAUGUAUCAAUCGUCAUUAUGUGGGAGAAGUGGUAUCAGUGUACGUUAUGUGCACCGAUACUUUUUCCCCCCCCAUGUAUUACAGCAGCGGUGUGGGCUGUGUGCCCCAAUCUGUAUCAGCAAUGCUAUCUAAACAAUAGCAAGGAGAUAUGCUGGGCAAUAUAUGAACAGUCAGUUGCACUGACCGUUCUGACACCUGCAGCUAUCAAUUUUGACAGCUGCAGGUGUCAUUGCCCAUACACUACAGCCAGGGACAGCUCUGUCCUUGGCUGCGGUGGUUGCUGGCUCCAGGCUGCAUGUGUGAUCUCGCAAGAGUAGCGAGAUCUCGCACAUGCGUACUAGAGGCAGCCGGGGGAGAGACACAGCGUGUCAGCACUAAGCAGCGAUCGCCAGAGGGGGGACUUUUCACUCCCCUGCUUCAACAUCCGAGAUGAUAAUACAUCUCGGAACUGCUGCUUCCUGCUUAGCCUUUGUAAAGAGGGUAUAUUGUGCGGGUAUAAUACAGUACAUUCCCCUCUAAGUCUGUAUAUAUAUGAACUGAAGCACAACGGAACUUAUACUGGGAAAAAGCUGCUUUUUUUCUCUGACGUCCUAGUGGAUGCUGGGGACUCCGUAAGGAC
This is a messenger RNA of Pseudophryne corroboree (corroboree frog), 5075 nucleotides long. It is a transcript of the gene SLC2A11, whose product is annotated as solute carrier family 2 member 11. Gene Ontology annotation, biological process: monosaccharide transmembrane transport. NCBI's taxonomy places the organism in Eukaryota, Metazoa, Chordata, Amphibia, Anura, Myobatrachidae. Bases 286 to 1824 code for a protein of 512 amino acids. The transcript has 15 exons. Gene Ontology annotation, cellular component: plasma membrane. The record is from RefSeq and is a predicted model, not a curated record. Gene Ontology annotation, molecular function: hexose transmembrane transporter activity.